UCGUCUUCCGUGGCUCUGCUGUUGCAGUGAUGACUCCAACGAUUGAAACUCCUCCAAAUGCAUUUGAUUCGCACAAAGCGCAUCCGCCCCUCAAUGAAAGAAUACUUUCGUCUAUGUUUAGGAGAUCAAUUGCUGCACACCCUUGGCAUGAUCUGGAGAUAGGACCUGGAGCUCCAACAAUUUUCAACUGUGUGGUGGAAAUUGGGAAAGGGAGCAAGGUGAAAUAUGAGCUGGACCAAAAAACUGGGCUGAUUAAGGUGGAUCGCAUACUAUACUCAUCGGUUGUGUAUCCCCACAACUAUGGUUUCAUCCCGCGCACUCUCUGUGAGGAUAGUGACCCCUUGGAUGUUGUAGUCCUCAUGCAGGAACCAGUCCUUCCUGGCUGCUUUCUCCGGGUUAAAGCCAUAGGCCUCAUGCCUAUGAUUGAUCAGGGAGAGAAGCAUGACAAAAUAAUCGCAGUGUGUGCUGAUGAUCCCGAAUACCGACAUUACACUGAUAUCAAAGAGCUUCCACCUCAUCGUUUGGCUGAGAUCCGGCGCUUCUUUGAAGACUGUAUCCUUAAAUAUUUGCAUGACCGGAUGCGUUGAUUCCAUGCUAUGUGUGCAUGUAGUAAUUUUUUUAAAGGUGGCUGAGC
Magnolia sinica is the source of this 634-nucleotide messenger RNA. Its product is annotated as soluble inorganic pyrophosphatase 4-like. Gene Ontology annotation, cellular component: cytoplasm. Lineage: Eukaryota; Viridiplantae; Streptophyta; Magnoliopsida; Magnoliales; Magnoliaceae. Gene Ontology annotation, molecular function: inorganic diphosphate phosphatase activity; magnesium ion binding. Bases 30 to 587 code for a protein of 185 amino acids. Gene Ontology annotation, biological process: phosphate-containing compound metabolic process. The record is from RefSeq and is a predicted model, not a curated record. The transcript has 7 exons.